This is a messenger RNA of Symbiodinium sp. CCMP2456, 618 nucleotides long. The record is from the annotation of a GenBank genome assembly. NCBI's taxonomy places the organism in Eukaryota, Dinophyceae, Suessiales, Symbiodiniaceae.
CUCGGUUUGAUGCAGCACAAGCCUGUGCCAGCCGCGCACAGUUGUGAUGCAAGGCAGGCGACCCGGAGCCUCUCGUCGCUUGCCCGUGCCGCGGCAUGGCAGGAGUCGCUGAAGUUCCUAAGCUCCUGGGUGCAGCGCAGGCUUCAGCUGAAUGUGAUUCACUGCAGCUCCGCCCUCACCGCCUGUGAGCGCGCGGGAGAGUGGCCCGCGGCGCUGCAGCUUCUGGAAGAAGCCCUGGGUGGAAGGCUCGGGGUGGACGCGCCGUGCUUCAAUGCAGCGAUCAGCGCCGCGGCGCGUGGCACGCAGCUGUCUCAUGCGCUGCAACUCCUGGAGCAAAUGGACCUCCUCCAGGUGGCAAAGACCGUGGUCACGUAUGGGGCGAUCAUCAGCGCCUGCGAGAGAAGUGGUCGUUGGCAGUUGGCCCUUGAGUUCCUCGUGAGCAUGGAGUCGGAGCGCCUUUCCAGGAACACGGUGACCUGCAGCUCUGCGAUCUCAGCAUGCGAAAAGGCAGGGAACUGGGCGGCCAUGCUUCUGCUUCUGGAGGAGAUGCUGUGCCGGGGCAUUGAAUGUAACGCUGUCACCUGCAGCGCCUGCAUCAGCGCUUGCGAGAAGGGCCGA